This is a messenger RNA of Xyrauchen texanus (razorback sucker), 1194 nucleotides long. RefSeq names its product interleukin-12 subunit beta-like. Bases 26 to 940 code for a protein of 304 amino acids. The transcript has 9 exons. The record is from RefSeq and is a predicted model, not a curated record. Gene Ontology annotation, molecular function: protein binding. NCBI's taxonomy places the organism in Eukaryota, Metazoa, Chordata, Actinopteri, Cypriniformes, Catostomidae.
CACUACAACUCAAAAAGUUCUCAAGAUGAACAAGAUUGUCUUUGUUAUUCUGCAAACUGUCCUCCAAUUGGUAGGCAGUACUUCACUGAGGUUCAUCAAACCAAAUGUACUGGCUUUGGAGGUGUCAGAUUUGUCCAGUACUGAAGUGUCGGUUCAUUGUGGAGAGCAGUUUGAGGGAGAAGGCAUUUACUGGGAGAGGAAUGAGGAACGCAUCGUUGAGAUUGGAAACCACAUCACUGUUACGAUAGAUGGUUUGCUUGGAGGAAACUUUACAUGUCACAGACCAAAUGGAGAUCUCCUGAAUUACACACUACUACUGGUCCAUCCAGUCGGGUUUCUUAAGGGUGGAGUUCUAACGCAAUCCAAUGACAGAGAAUAUGUUUCUUGUACUGCAAGAAACUACAGUGGACAUUUUCAUUGCUCCUGGAACUGGCACAAGCAAAGGACCCAAAGAGCUGUGGUAUAUUUUGCAGCAAUCCGAAAUUCUAUUGUCAUCAACUGCACUCUGGACUCUGAUAUCUCAGGACUGACCUGUAUUGACCAAGAAUACUGUCCAUACUCUGAGGAGUCUAGGAGCAUCAGUCUCACGCUGUUUGUCAGAAAUCUAUACCGUUUGGAGGAGCACCACAGGAGUUUCCUCAUUCAAGACAUUGUCAAGCCAGAUAAAGUCAAUAUUACCAAGUUCCAAGAUGACAUGUUUGAGUGGUGCCCCCCUGAAACAUGGAGUUUCCCCUGCAGUUUCUUUCCCCUGACCUAUGAGGUGAAAGUAGUUCCUCACAACUACAGCUGUGACUACACGGGAGGUCAUGUUGAAAAAUAUGAAAUCAGCAAGACACAAUACAAGGUGAACAACAACAAGAAGAAAUAUACCUUCUGCGUGCGAGCACAGGACCCCUUAACUAAAAAAGCUUGGAGUGACUGGAGCCAGUAUCAUCAGUAAAAAAAAACGGCACAGCUUAGAGCAAUAAAAGGUCAGCUCAAGGGAACACAGCACUCGGCUUAAUAGUACUUGCAUCUGCUUUCUAUUCAUGAACAUUUUACAGCAAACAUAUUUCUAUUUUUGUAUUAUUGACGUGAUGAAAUUUGUGCAAUAAUUUUCCAAAAAAAUACUUUAUUUUGAAAAAUAUUCCUUUAAAGAUGUUUAGUUGUAUCCAAGGUUGUCAGAUGGUAUAUGAUUUGUCUUAUUUAUAUGCA